Molecule: messenger RNA, 704 nt
Organism: Oppiella nova
Lineage: Eukaryota; Metazoa; Arthropoda; Arachnida; Sarcoptiformes; Oppiidae
Source: the annotation of a GenBank genome assembly
GUUUUGAGGUAUAUAUUUGCGAUAAUUUAAAAGUUAAUUCACAUAAUCAAGUGAAUGCAAAAACUGUUAAAACUGUUACUCGUGUUAAGAAUUUUCAAAAUAAAUUUCUACAAAAUUGACGUUUUUAUAAGAAAUGAUUAAAUCAUUAGUGAUUAUACUAUUAGAUGAAAACCAUAGUAUGGACUCAAAUGAGACCAACUUUAUGGACAAUUCUCAGAGAGACUAUCCCCGUGUGGGACAGCCACUCUAUGAGGCCAUAACAGAGGGUCUACAACUGGCCGCAAAGGGAACUCCUAAUCCGGACGAUAGACUCGUAUGCGUUGUAAUGAGUGAUGGAUUGAAUGGCAACUCAUCCCAAGAGACUACUCAACAAAUGGUAAAGGAUAUCGUAUCGGGUUAUGAGACCGGGAGGGACUGGACUUUCGUGUAUACCCGACAAAGUUGUGGUCAAUGGACGACCAGUUAUGAGAGGUCUAAGUAUUCAAUGGUUAACACAAACCCAAUGAGACCUAACUUUGCCGUAUCGGCACCAAAGAGGUGUGGACUUCCCAAUCAGCAUAGGAAUCAGUUAUCCAGGAAAUUAGUCUACCUGCUCUAAAGUCGACUAAAUGAAUGCAUUUAUUAUCAAGAGAUUUCUUAUCAAUUUAAUUAUAAUAUAAUUUUAAUUAUUGAUAACUGAGAUUAAAUAAAUUUUGAACAAAUAA